AUGGCGUUUAAGAGGCUGCUGUGGUCGAGUGUUGACGUCUCUGGCGCCCCUGGCAGCCGAUGUAAUAACAAGAAACUGUCAAAAACCGCUUUCCUUCAGAAGAUCAAACGAAGGGCGGGGGUCUGGGCUUUCCUCCUCCUCCUGAGCAUCUGUAUAUACAAUGUCAUCGUGUUCUGUGGUCUGCCUAGACUAUUGCCCUUGCCCAACAUCUCUCAGGGCAUUGCAGACCGCAGCGCUCUCGUGAAGUUCAUAGAUGAUGCCAUAUUUGGAGUGGCGCUUCCCCUGGUUCCCAGCCACGACCUAUUCGACCAAGCCGCAGUUAUUGUGGGCCCUUAUGGUCCCGUGAGGGCACCUUAUACAAGGAAGAUGGCCAUGUUGAUGCGAAGAAUUGUGCAAGACAUUUGGCUUGACAGAGAGCCUAAACAAACAAGCAACGACUUCUCCAUAAUCAUCAGCGCCAGAAACGAAGAGAAGUACAUUGUAAAGACUUUGGAAUUUUUGUUUAAGAACACCGACUAUAAGGCAAUAAGAGAAGUUAUCAUUGUGGACGACGCGAGCACCAAGCCCGUCAAGGAUUUGUUGAAUGCGGAUGCAUUGGAAGCUCGUGUUCUGGAUAAAAUUAAAGUCAUUCGCUUCGAUAAGCCUCAGGGCCUUAUACGGGCCCGCAUUUCUGGCGCGGAUUCUGCGUUGAGUGACAAUCUCUUCUUUCUGGAUGCGCACUGUAAACCCCGCGCUGGGUGGGAAUAUCCGCUGUUGCAGCACCUGAAGACGAAUUACAGGAGGGUGGCCUGUCCAGUCAUUUACGAUGUGAAGGAGCACAAUUGGGACGAUGUAGGCACACACGGCUCCAAGAUGAUGUUCGAAUGGACGUUUGAAUUUGGCUGGUUUGAAGACCUGGAAGAGGAGAUUCCUUUGAUGUCUGGUGGCAUACUGGCUAUGACGAAAGAGUGGUGGUUGGAAUCUGGGAAGUAUGAUCCGGGAAUGCUGGAAUGGGGAGGAGAGAACCUUGAGCAGUCGAUGCGGCUAUGGAUGUGCGGAGGCGAAAUCGUUGUAGACAGACGAUCUGAAAUAGGCCACAUCUUCUCCCGGCCUCCGAAGCCCAACCCAGGAAACCGGUUGGUCAUCCAGGUGCAGAAAAAUCAGAAACGUGCAGCGAAGGUGUGGUUGGACGAGUAUUACUACCUGUUUUACAAGUACCACCCUGAGGCUCGGCCUCAUCAGGAGGGCGACAUUACAUCACGACGCCUUCUGCGGUACGAACAUCUCACCUGCAUGCCUUUCCAGUGGUACGUGGACAAAUUUCGGCCCGCAUUUGAGCGGAACCUUCUCCUGGACCACGAUUUCAAACACAUCGAACACGGAAAUACAGGUUUGUGCCUCACAGCGGAUAGACGCACACAGGGGCAUGACCGAGUAAAACUCGAGCGCUGCGAUAUUUCCAACCGUGACCAGCAUUGGCAAGUGGUAAGUGGUAACCGGAUGCUUCAGAACCGGGGAGUCCGCAAGUGCUUGGACGCCGCGUCAUAUAAGGACCCUUCUCCCAUACUCUACAUGUGCGACUGGUCCGGCGUCAUCAGACGAGUAAACACCAACCAAUUCUGGCAGUGGGAUGCCAGCACAGGCAUCGACGACGUAGAGGCCACCGGCAGAAUCUUUGUCUAUGACGAGUACUGGAGUCAGUCUCUCACAGGCGCUGAUAUCUUCCCCCUACAGCGUAGCCACCUGGAGGGGCCUCAAGCCAAGUGUCUCGCGGCAGAGGAAACACAAGGAAGCCGGGGGCCUCUUGUCUUCAUAAGGCCCUGCCCAGGUGUGCAGACGGGCAGGGAGGACCCCAUGAGGUUUAUUCCAAAGUGGGUCCGGGCGCCUCUCUCCACACGAUUCGGAAAGAGAACACUGAACGACGCAGAAAAAGUCACAGACCAGGCAGCGUUAAACUACCUCAAGAGCAGCUUUUAA
Molecule: messenger RNA, 1956 nt
Organism: Cyclospora cayetanensis
Lineage: Eukaryota; Apicomplexa; Conoidasida; Eucoccidiorida; Eimeriidae
Product: polypeptide N-acetylgalactosaminyltransferase 2
Exons: 9
Coding region: 1-1956 (651 amino acids)
Cellular component (GO): Golgi apparatus
Source: RefSeq, a predicted model, not a curated record